AUGAGAGAGUUGAAGAAGUAUGUGGUAUGGAAGAGUCCUCGCUGUUUGGUAUGUGGCAUUGUUGAUAGCAUUGGCUUCGCCCUCGCACGUUACCUUCUACAACACACGGAUCUCCCCAUAAUCGCCACAGCACGAAGGAACUCUGAUAACCUGCGCCAUAGACUCCUGUGUGGGAUGGAGAACUCUGCCGCAGAGCAGCGACUGAGUGUGUUCGAUGUUGACGUUACAGAAGAACCAACAGUCCGGUCUCUAGCAGAUGAUAUCCGACAAACGCACCCUAAAGCACCACUCCGCCUGGCCCUGACCGUGCCCGGUAUCCUUCAUGUCGAGAAGUCUCCCUCCCAGAUCGACGCGCAUGCAGCUCUCGAAUCUCUUAAAGUCAACACCAUAGGCCCAAUGCUCCUGAUGAAACAUUUGACUCCCUUCCUACCCACGCGCUCCUCGCCUCUCUUUGACCCUUUUGACGGUGAGGUGAAGCUGCCUCAGCAUGCCAUCUACGCAAUGAUGGCUGCUCGGGUGGGCUCAAUCUCCGAUAACCGAAUGGGAGGCUGGUACAGUUACCGGGCGAGUAAGGCGGCGGUUUUCCAAUUGGCGAAGACGUUGGAUUUGUACUUGGAAGGGAAGUGCGCGGAUCGCGCGAUCAGUCUGGCCAUGCAUCCAGGGACCGUGAAGACGGAUUUCACCAAGAGCUAUCAAGAUGGAAGGGAGAUGUUGAGUGCGGAGGAGUCGGCGGAGAGGUUAUGUGGAGUGCUUGGUAGCCUGGGGUUAGAGGGAAGAGGAAGAUGCUGGGAUUGGAAGGGCUGUGAGGUUCGUCCGUAA
This is a messenger RNA of Aspergillus oryzae RIB40, 819 nucleotides long. RefSeq lists its product as uncharacterized. NCBI's taxonomy places the organism in Eukaryota, Fungi, Ascomycota, Eurotiomycetes, Eurotiales, Aspergillaceae. The transcript is spliced from 3 exons. Bases 1 to 819 code for a protein of 272 amino acids. The record is from RefSeq and is a predicted model, not a curated record.